AUGAGGCAAGUUGGAACUUCCAGUGUACCAACCAGUACCCCCACCAGUAAGACUAGAGUAGCCAACACAACUAAGAAGAAGAAAGAAGAAGAAACUAAGGUGAAGCCUACUGAAUCCCAAAGAGGGAAACCCUCUAAAAUACAAUUCCGAAGGAAAGGUAAAACUAUUGAGCCUCAUGUUGUGCCUACCCAAAUUGGUAGAAGAAAGAAGGAGAAAGCUCACAAACUGGUGAUAGAUAUUGAGGAAACAAAAUCAGAAGAAGAUAAGAGAGCAUUAAGGGCAAGUGCUAAGAAGCAGAAGACUACUCAAAAAGAAGCAAAUGUAAAUGUUGCUAUUAAGGAUAAUCAAAAGGAUUUAGUUGAUGAGGAAGAUGAAGCACUAGUAAAAGAACAUACUGUUGAAAAUCUGCAACCGGUCAUAGAUACUACUGAGGAAGAGGAGACAGAAAAAGAUGAGGCAGAGAAGAAAACAGAGAAGGUGGAAGAGGAGAGGACAAUGGAGGAAAUAAAAACAUCUCCUGAGAUACCUUCUGAAUCCAAACUGAAGAAAACAAUAGUUGAUGAUGAUUAUGACUCUAUGAGAAUAAAAGGUCCUAUUAAUAUAAACAAUUUGAGUUAUUUAGAGUUAAUGGAGAUUGCUACUGCAAUGCAAUCUUGGGAACAGGUUGAGAAUAAAGGAGAAGAGAAAGAAGCAAACAAAAGCUCAACUGAGCAACCGGUGAAUACACAGUCAACAGAAACUCAGACUACUCCAGACAAUAUAAGUGUAGAUGCAAAUGUAAAUGUUGCUACUAAGGAUAAUCAAAAGGAUUUAGUUGAUAAGGAAGAGGAAGCAUUGGUGAAAGAACAUACUGUUGAAAAUUUGCAACUGGACACAGAUACCACUGAGGAAGAGGAGACAAGAAAAGAUGAGGCAAAGAAGAAAACAGAGAAGUUACUUGUUGAUGCCAAUGAACAACUAAAAUCACUUGAAGAGGUAGCUCAUGCUUUAGUAGAAAAAGAUUACAAGAAGAGAAGGGGAGAGCAAUUGAUUUCAGAAAGUGACAAAGGUAAGGUUCCUUUAACAAUAAAGAAAGAUCUUUUGAAAACCAGAUUAGACACUGGAGGUGAAGCAGAUAAGAUCCCUGAGGGAGCUAAAGAAACAGUUAAUUCGGAAAGUUGA
This is a messenger RNA of Cryptomeria japonica (Japanese cedar), 1161 nucleotides long. Its product is annotated as peptidyl-prolyl cis-trans isomerase-like. NCBI's taxonomy places the organism in Eukaryota, Viridiplantae, Streptophyta, Pinopsida, Cupressales, Cupressaceae. The transcript is spliced from 5 exons. The record is from RefSeq and is a predicted model, not a curated record. The coding region runs from base 1 to 1161 and encodes 386 amino acids.